AUGGUUGCUGAAACUAUCACAAAGAAGAAUAUCGUUAUUAUUGGAGGUUCAUGCGCAGCUAUUGGUGGUGCAUUGGCAUGGAAAGUCAACCCUUCUCCUACACAUCGUCUGGUUAUCAUCGAAACAAAAUCUCACUUCAACCAUGUCUUUGGCUUCCCUCGUGCGUCUGUCAUUGGUGGCUUUGAGCGUGAAUUGUUUGUGCCCUAUGCCAAUCUGUUUGGUGGAGAUGAUAGCAUAGGAAAGGUCAUCAAUGCCAAGGCUGUAAAGAUCAAUGCUAAUUCAGUUGAACUUGACCGAGAAGUUACUGGGUUUGGAAAAGAAAUUGAAUUUGACUAUAUGAUCUAUGGUGCUGGUACAACCAUUCCAUCUCCUGGUCGAUUGACCUGUGACACCAAGAAGGAAGGCAUUAGUAUUCUUAAGAACUACCAGAAAAUCAUCAAGGAUUCUAAGCGUCCCAUCAUUAUUGGUGCUGGUGCAGUUGGACUAGAAUUGGCUGCUGAGAUCAAGGAACAUUAUCCUGAGAAGGAAGUGACUUUGUUGCAUUCCCGUGACAGAUAUCUUCCUCGUUACAAGAUCAGCUUGCACGACAUUACCUACAAUAUUCUCAGAAAGCAUGGUGUCCGCCAGAUUAUAGGUGACCGUGUUAUUCUUCCGGCAGGUGGCUUUCCUCUACAGGUCAAACCCAUUACAGUCAAAACCAAGGGCGGAAAAGAGAUUGAGGGUGAUUUGGCUAUUAUGUGCAUUGGUAUGACUCCUAACAGUAAUUUGAUUGCCGAGCUUUCACCCAAGUCCAUCAACCAUGAGAAUGGUUUUAUCAAAGUCAAGAACACCAUGCAGCUUGAAGAUAGUGCUUAUCCUCACAUAUUCGCGGCAGGGGAUGUAAUUGAUCACAAAGAUGUCAAGACAGGUCAUUUUGCGUGGAUGCAAGGCAUGGCAGCCUACGACAACAUCCGUAAACUUACAGAAGGAAUGCCUUAUGAGAAGUUAGAGCCUUAUGUCAGCAAGGAUGUUGCAUUAAUCAAGUUGAUUCUUGGAGAUAAAGAGGCGUCAAUGCAGACAAAUGUAUUUGGACCCUUGAUUACUGUGGGCUCAUGGAUCGCAGGUCGCUCCAUUCCUCGCAAUGUAUAUGCCUCUGCAGCCUGGGGCUGGGUCGAUACUCCUUUGGAUGAUGAACAUUCUGACCAAUGA
Messenger RNA from Phycomyces blakesleeanus NRRL 1555(-), 1188 nucleotides. RefSeq lists its product as hypothetical. The record is from RefSeq and is a predicted model, not a curated record. Gene Ontology annotation, molecular function: electron-transferring-flavoprotein dehydrogenase activity; flavin adenine dinucleotide binding. Lineage: Eukaryota; Fungi; Mucoromycota; Mucoromycetes; Mucorales; Phycomycetaceae. The transcript is spliced from 5 exons. Bases 1 to 1188 code for a protein of 395 amino acids. Gene Ontology annotation, cellular component: cytoplasm.